This is a messenger RNA of Paraglomus occultum, 1176 nucleotides long. The record is from the annotation of a GenBank genome assembly. NCBI's taxonomy places the organism in Eukaryota, Fungi, Glomeromycota, Glomeromycetes, Paraglomerales, Paraglomeraceae.
AUGUCUCUCGCGCCUUCGACUCCAGAUUCUUCCCGUCCGAGCUCGGUUCUCGUACAAGAGCCACCACUUCUCGACCAGUCUCAUCUCCGACCCGGCCACAAAGCUUCUCUUCUCUCACACGCACAGACUCUUGAACUAUAUCGACAGAAUGCAAAGAAAACAAACGACCCAGCAAUACAAUUCGAAUUCGCCGCCUUCAUGGUGGAAGCAUCAAAUACUAUGAAUGAUGAGAAUCCAAAAAAGAAAGACGAGUUGAUCAAGGAAGGUUUGGCUUUACUGAAAAAAUUAAGCGACAGAGGACACGCACAGUCACAGUUUUAUUUGGGCGAUUGCUAUGCUAACGGUAUUGGCACAUCAAAGGGAAAGCCUGAUUUUGAAAAGGCAUUUCCAUUAUUUGUACAUGCAAGUAAACAUGGGCAUCCUGAUGCUGCAUAUAGAGCAGCAAUGUGUUAUGAAAAUGGUAUGGGAUGCAAAAGGGAUCCUUCCAAGGCAUUGCAGUUCUAUAGAAAAGCUGCUUCAUCCCAACACCCAGGUGCCAUGUACCGUUUAGGUAUGGCCGAACUGAACGGUGGACUAUCCCUUUCCAAAAACCCUCGCGACGGAGUAAAAUGGUUAAAACGUUCCGCCGAAGCUGCAACCGAAGACUUUCCCCACGCCCUACACGAACUUGCUGAACUGCACAUAAACGGCGUCGAAAACGUCGUAUUUGUCGACAUCGAAUAUGCGGUACAACUCCUAGUUCGAGCUGCUGACUUGAACUAUGCUCCAUCUGCAUUCAAAUUAGCCGAAUGCUACGAGUAUGGCAAGUUGAUAUGUCCUCGUGAUGCAGCGUUGAGUCUCCAUUAUUAUACUAUUGCGGCACAACAAAAUCAUCCAGAGGCUUGCUUUGCCCUGACAUCAUGGUAUUUGGUUGGAUUGCCUGGGGUAUUACCACAGAGCGAUAGCGAAGCAUUUCUAUGGGCCAAGAAAGCAGCUGACCAGGGAUUGGCAAAGGCCGAAUAUGCUGUCGGAUAUUUCACCGAGAUGGGAAUUGGAGUUAAAAAAGAUCUUCUCGAUGCUCAUGCGUGGUAUAGAAGGGCGGCCGCACAUGGAGAUGUGCGAGCCCAGCAAAGAUUACAAGGCGCACCGACUACCCAAAAGAACAAUAAUAAAAAGAACGACUGUGUAAUUUCUUAA